Molecule: messenger RNA, 1384 nt
Organism: Corylus avellana
Lineage: Eukaryota; Viridiplantae; Streptophyta; Magnoliopsida; Fagales; Betulaceae
Product: beta carbonic anhydrase 5, chloroplastic
Biological process (GO): carbon utilization
Molecular function (GO): carbonate dehydratase activity; zinc ion binding
Source: RefSeq, a predicted model, not a curated record
UUAGUUGGCCGUUAAUGGGAUCGAACAGCCAACAAACACUAGGCCCAUUUUUUUUUUUUUAAAACUUCGAUUUCUCCGUCUUUCUUGGAGACUAAACAAAUGUUGCUCGAUUCAUCCAACCAACUCACCCACCUUUUCCUGCCGAUGCAUCUUCCAAAUCCACUCACUUUUCCGUUUAUUCAACACUCUCAGAAUCCCCUUCUCCAAUGGCAACUCCUUCGCCGACCACCUUUUCACAGCCUUUCAAUUUCUUCAAGGAUGUCCGCAGAACAACCUUAAAGACAUCAACAAUCUUUGGUCCUAAGCUGAAAUCAGGAGAAAUUGAGCACACCCAUUUGAGAUUAUUGACUUUUUUCAAGACUGGUCCACGUUUAGAGUUGAAGGCUUCCAAGGAGCCUCCAGGACUGACUCAGCAACUUGACAAUAGCAGGCUGGAGAGCUUGGCUGAAACUGAAAAUGUGUGUGACUUUUUCGAAGAUCUGAAACAUCGAUUUCUUAGAUUCAAAAAGCGUAAAUUCAAAGAAAACUUGGAACAUUUUCAAAAUCUUGCCCAGGGUCAAGCACCAAAGUUCAUGAUUAUUGCUUGUGCAGACUCUAGGGUUUGCCCCUCAAACAUCUUGGGGUUUCAACCAGGAGAAGCAUUCGUGGUUCGAAAUAUAGCAAAUCUAGUACCCACAUUUGAGAGUGGACCCUCAGAAACAAAUGCUGCAUUAGAAUUUGCUGUAAAUGCUCUUAAAGUUGAGAACAUACUAGUCAUUGGCCACAGCCGCUGUGGAGGCAUUCGUGCCCUCAUGAGUAUGCAAGAUGAAGAAGAUUCAAGUAGCUUUAUUAGAAGUUGGGUUGUUGUUGGAAACAAUGCAAGGCUAAUCACAAAGUCUGCAGCUUCCAACCUAAGCUUUGACCAGCAGUGCAGACACUGUGAGAAGGAAUCAGUCUACCAUUCCUUGUCAAAUCUGCUCACUUAUCCAUGGAUAGAAGAAAAAGUGGCUAGAGGAGAACUCUUUGUGCAUGGUGGGUACUAUGAUUUCGUUGAGUGUACAUUUGAGAAGUGGACAAUGGAUUAUGAGGGAGGCAAUUUACAGAAGAAUAGCAGAUUUGCAGUCAAAAACCAAUUUUACUGGUGCUGAAUUUUGCUACCACCUUCUCUGUAUGGUUUAUAAUGUUAUGUUCUUUUAUUUUUUGGCCUUUUCACAAUUUAUUUUGAUUACGAAAGCUGAAGCAUAGGCUUGAUUUAUAGACAUUGAAAAUAAUUGAAAAAUACUGUUUAUCUGUCGAAUUUUAGGGAAUAUCUACCCUGUUGUAUAUGUGUCUCAAUGAAAUAUGUUCUUUUCAAUGUAUAAUAUACCUAUAUUCCUGAUGUAAUUCUAGUGACAUUCCUUGGAUU